Messenger RNA from Prorocentrum cordatum, 7821 nucleotides. The record is from the annotation of a GenBank genome assembly. Lineage: Eukaryota; Dinophyceae; Prorocentrales; Prorocentraceae.
AUGCAGCUGCGGUGGGGGACCCACGAGAUUCUCCGCCUGCUGAAGCAGCAGGCACGGCAGGAGGUCGCGGGCCAGAUCCCCACGCUGCACGCCGACUACGGUUUCUUGGGCGAGAAGAGCGGGGUCGAGAGGAUUGAGAGCUCGACCAUCCCUUUCAUCGUUGUCAAGGACGGCCCGCCUCCGACGGGCACGCGCUGGCUGGGCGCCCACGCGGUGCAGAGCAAGGGUGUCCAGCACGAGUACUCUACCAAGAUCGUGGCCCAGGACAUCGUCAACAAUGGCCACGGCAGGUUCAUCUUCAAGUCCGACGGCGAGCCGGCUCUGGUGGCGGUCAAGAAGAGCGCGGUCUCCGAGGUCCGCCGGACUGGUGUGGAGAUCAACGUCACCCCAGAGGAGAGCCCUGUGGGGGACUCUCAGAAGAACGGCUACAUCGAGCGCGCGAUCUGGGAGGUGCAGAGCCUCACGCGCGUUCUCAUUCACAAGGCUAUGGGGCUUCAUGGCACGAAGUUUCACGCGGCUCAUCCUCUGGUAGUUUGGGCCAUUCGUUACUCGUCGCAGCUGCUGAAUCGGUUCCAGCGAUCCGGUGACGACGGCAGGACUGCUUUCGAGAGGCGGAAGGGGCGACCCUACCGCAGGCGGCUUCCAGAGUUCGGGGAGCUGGUGAUGUUCUUGACGGUCGCCGAUGGCAUGUACGUGGGUCUCGUCGACCGCGCGGACGAGGUGAUCGUCCUCACGAAGGAAGGCUACUUCAAGGCGAACACUAUCCGGAGGCUUCCGGAGGAGCAGCGGGGCGACAAGAGCUUCGCGGAGGCUUGCAGGGGGCUCUCUUGGCUGGGACCCCGGAAGGCAGGCGACGACGACGCAGAGGGCAUCGAGCCCUUCAGGGCUGCCGCCCCGGUGGUUCCAGCAGAGGAACUACCGCCCCCGCUGGCUGGGAGAUCGCUAGCAGGGCCGAGACGCGUCUACAUCCGCCGGGAGGUCGAGCUCAGGCCGGUGGCGGAGGGCGGCUUCGGGUACACCGACAACUGCAGGGGCUGCAGGGCUGCCCGGGAGGGCAGGGCCGCGGUGGCUCACUCUGAGGCCUGCAGGGCCCGAGUGGAGCAGGCGAUGGCUGAUCGCCAAGGCGCAGGCAGGGGCGACGAUCUACAGAUGGACGUGGUGGACGAGGACGCAGCCAUGGUUGGCGACGACGGUGGCGGUGGCGCCAUGGCGGGAGACGACCUCAGCUCCAUCACGAAGUCCAUCAACGCUGACCUGAUCAAGCUCGGCGGCAACCCGAUCGAGCUGAGCCAGGUCGAGUCCAACGAUGCGACGGUCCCCGAGGUUUUCGGGCGCGGCAGGUUCUGCGAGCGUGCCCGCGAGUUCGGACUCACCCCAGGGUUUGCUCUCGACCUCGGCACUGGAUGGGGCCGGAACAUUCCCACGCACAAGGACGAGGCGGCACGACUCCAAGCCAGUGACCCGCCUCUGCUCCUUAUCGGCUCUCCACGCUGCACGGCGUGGACCACGCUCUUGAAUUUCGGACAGGUUAAGCAGGACACGCUCGACGGCCUCAUGGCCGAGGCUAUCGACCACAUGGGCACCUGUGUGAAGAUGUACUACGAGCAGCUGCACAACGGGCGCUACUUCCUGCGCGAGGCGCCGCACUCGGCGAGGUCCUGGCACGUGAAGGGCAUUCAGGACCUCCUCCGCAAGGCCGGCGUCUUCCACAUCGUCAACGACCAGUGCGAGGCAGGGCAGACCGUCCCUGUCAAGCAGGCCGACGGGACCAUGAAGAACAUGACAGUCCAGGGCCGCACGGGCUGGAUCACCAACUCCCGGUGCAUUGCGAAGGAGCUCUCCAAGUUCCAGUGCAGGAACCGACGCGGAGGGCGCCGCGAUCACGUGCACUUGGUCGACGGCAGGGCCAAGCACAAGGCCAACUACCCUCCAGCUCUCGUGGCGGCCAUCCUACGCGGAUUCAAGGAGCAGGUGGGGCACGACACGAUGCUGAGUGGCAUGGGCGUCUCCGCGGGCAGCAUGGACGUGGGCUACAACGUGGAAACCGAGACCCGCGAGAUGCUGCACCUCCCGGAGUACGAGAACACCUUCGAUGACAUCACGGGCGCGCGGCUGCCUCCUGAGCAGGUGGGGCCAGCACGCAAGAAGGAGAUAGAGUUCCUCCGCAGCUUCCCCGCCCACAAGCACGUGGAGGCCAGCGAGGAUGGCGGAGGCAUUGGGCUCUUGCUCCGCAUGAUGUACGGCAUGAGAGACGCGGCGGCUGGCUGGGAAGAGUACCACCAAGACAAGUUGGGCUUGGCCGGCUACAAGGCAAGAGUCUCCUGCCCGCGCGCGUUCUCCAACUCAGACGGGUCGUCGUCAGGAGUUGUUCACGGCGACGACUUCAUCUUCGAGGGCGAGGAGCACCAGCUCGACGCGAUGGAGGCAGAGUUGCGGAAGCACAUGCUGGUGCAGAGGAAGGCUCUUCUUGGGCCUGACCCCUCGGACGACAAGCACGCGACGAUCCUCAAUCGGCUCAUCUCCUACGUCGGCGGUGGCACUGGAGUGAAGAGCCGCAUCGCGAUGAAGCCAGACCCUCGACAUGCGGAGAUCUUGGUUCACGAGCUCGGCUUGAGCGGACGGGGAUCCAAGGCUGCGUCGACUCCUACGGAGAAAGGGGCUAGCUACUACGACGACACUCCUCUGCAGGGUGCGAAUGAGGCCAAGGCGCACAGAUCCCUCUGCAUGCUGCUCGGGCUCCUGGCCCAAGAUGCACCCCACUUGCAGUGCGUUGCCAACAAGUGCUGCAAACACAUGGCGGUACCUACUGUUGGCUGGCUAGCUCGUCUGAAGAGAGUUGCGAGGUUCCUCAAGGGUGAGCCUCGGUGUGUCCAGAGCUUCGUCGAGCAGCAUCACGAGGGCCAGCACAUCGACGUCUACUGCGACUCCGACUGGGCCGGCGACGUGAAUGACAGGAAGGAGAUCAAGGUUUGCAAGACGCCGGGCGAGACCAACCCAGCGGACCUUGGCACCAAGGAGCUCUCCCGCGCGGACGUCCUCAAGCACCUGACGACCUGCGGGUUCUCUUUCGAGGCCGGGCGCCAUCCUCUGGCGCUGGCUGCGCAGGUUUCGGUGCCUGGUGAGAUCGGUGGCUUGAGCGGCUACGGCCGGGACCAGGCGCUGCGGGACGCGGAGGCGCUCGUCAUCGAGCGCCCGAGGCAGGUGCUGAGCGGAGCACAGAUGCUCGAGCGCGCCUCGAGACAGGCGUGCUCGAGGAGGGCUGUCGAGAUAAGCACGUUUGACAGCAGGCCCUUCGCGGCGCCCCCCGACGGCGACGGCAUGGCGGCCACGGCAGCAUUGGCGCGGCCCGCGGCAGUGUCGUCCGCCGCGGGGAUCUUGAGCCUGCUCGAGGAGCAGGAGAAUCAGCUGCGCGUGGCAGCCCUCGAGAGGCUCGACGAGGUGGUGGACCAGUUCUGGCACGAGAUCGCAGACUACCUCGCGGACGUCGAGAGCCUCUACGAGGACGAGAGCUUCUCGGGCCGCCGGCUCGCCGCGCUGGUCGCGUCGAAGGUCUAUUACCACCUGGAAGAGUACGAGGACGCGCUCAAGAUGGCCCUCGGCGCCGGGCAGCAGUUCGACCUUUCGCAGCGCUCGGAGUACGUGGACAAGGUCGUGGCGGUGGCCAUCGACGAGUACAUCAAGCUGCGCUCGGAGAACUUUGAGCUCGAGAUCAAGAAGAAGGGCCUGAAAGAGGUAGACCCGCGCCUUGAGGAUGUCGUGAACCGGAUGUUCCAGCGCUGCUUGGACGACAAGGCGCACAAGCAGGGCCUCGGCAUGGCGUUGGAGUGCCGGCGCCUGGACAUGAUGAAGUCCUUCAUCACCUCCGGGGACGACGUGGCCAGCAUGUUGGAGUACGCCCAGAAUUGCGCAAUGAGCGUCAUCACGUCGAAGAGUUUCCGGGAACAGGUCCUCAAGGCGCUCAUCGAGCUCUACGCCAGCACCAAGGACGUCAACUACUCGGCCCUGGCCCAGUGCCACUUCAUCCUGCACGACCCCGUGGCGGUGGCGCAGAUCCUGAAGGACCUGCUGAGUCGGGGCGACAAGGAGGGCCGGAUGAUGGCCUACCAGAUCGCCUUCGACGUGGCCCCCGCCGACGUGGCGGAGGGCGCCCCUGCGACCGCCGCCGAUACGGCGGCGGCGCCGGCCGAGCCCGCCGCCGAUGACAUGUCCGAGGAGGACAAGGAGAGCCUGACGCAGCUGCGCAGCAUCCUCUCCGGCAGACGUUCGAUCGACCUCCACCUUGAGUUCUUGUACCGCAACAACCGUUCCGAUCUGCUCAUGCUGGAGAUCAUCAAGAACUCGAUUGAUUCCAAGAAUUCGGUCACCCACAACGGCACGGUGAUGGCCCACAGCCUGAUGCAGUGCGGCACCACCAGUGACGUCUUCCUCCGCAAGAAUCUGGAGUGGCUCUCCAAGGCGACCAAUUGGGCGAAGUUCAGCGCGACGGCGUCCCUUGGCGUGAUCCACAAGGGACACAUCAAGGAGUCGAAGUCCAUCCUGAGCACCUACCUGCCCGGGCCCCAGGCCGGCGGCGCGCGGGGCAGCCCCUACUCCGAGGGCGGAGCCCUCUACGCCAUGGGCCUCAUACAUGCGAACCACUACGACCCGGACACGAAGGCGUUCCUGCUGGAGCAGCUGCACAACGCUCAGGCCACCGAGGUGUUGCAGCACGGUGCCUGCCUGGGCAUCGGGCUGGUGAGCAUGGCCACUGCGGACGAGAACACCUACGAGGAACUGAAGCAGACCCUGUACACGGACACGGCGGUGGCGGGGGAGGCGGCGGCUUACGCUAUCGGCCUCGUGAUGGUGGGUUCCGCCUCCGAGAAGGUAAUCUCGGAGCUCCUGGCCUACGCCCACGACACGCAGCACGAGAAGAUCAUCCGCGCCUGCGCGCUUGCGCUGGCCAUGAUCAUGUUCCGAAGGGAGGAGGAGGCGGAGACGCUGAUCCAGCAGAUGGUGCUGGACAAGGACGCCAUCCUCCGCUACGGCGCCUGCUUCUGCAUCGGCCUCGCCUACGUCGGCACCUCCCAGAACGGCGCCAUCCGUAGGCUCCUGCACAUCUCGGUCUCCGACGUGUCCGACGACGUGCGGCGCGCGGCCGUCAUCGCCCUGGGCUUCGUCAUGUGCAACGCUCCUGAGCAGCUGCCCGGUGUGGUGAAACUGCUGUCCGAGAGCUACAACCCCCACGUCCGUUACGGGGCCGCGAUGGCCCUGGGCAUCGCGUGCGCUGGCAGCGCCCAGCUCGACGCCCACAACCUGCUGCAGCCGCUCAUGUCCGACGCCUCCGACUUCGUGAGGCAGGGCUCGAUCAUCGCCAUGGGCAUGCUGUACAUGCAGACCUCGCCGGGGAAGACGGAGAGAGUCAAGGACUUCCGCACGAAGUUGCAGAAGGUCAUCGGUGACAAACACGAGGAUGUGAUGACGCGGUUCGGCGCCAUCCUCGCCAAUGGCAUCAUGGACGCGGGGGGGCGCAACUCUUGCGCCUCCCUCUUCUCCAACUCCGGGGUGCUGCGGAGGGGCGCGGCGAUAGGGUUCUGCCUCUUCACCCAGAUGUGGUACUGGUUCCCACUGAUCCACAUGUUUUCCUUGACGCUGAUCCCGAAGAAUUUCUCGCUGAAGUCUGGAGCGAAGCCGUCGUUGUUUGCGUACCCGGAGCCGCUCAAGCCGCCGAAGAAGGAGGAGCAGGCGAAGGCUGCCACUGCGGUGCUCUCCACGGCGGCCAAGGCGAAGGCGCUAAAGGAGAAGAAAGAGAAGGAGAGCGCGGACAAGAAGAAGGACGCCGACGUGGACAUGGACGACAAGGCGUCCGUGAGCAACUCCGUGGCCGGGGUGUCGGUGGCCGGCAUGUCCGCGGCCCCCGCCAUGUCCGUGACGGGCGUGUCGGUGGCGGCCACGCCGGGGACCACCGUGGUCGGCUCCACCUACACCGAGUCCGUGGCCGCGAGCGACCUGGGCAGCGAGAUGAUGGAGGUGGAUGCGCAGGCCGUCGCCCCCGAGCGGGCCUCGCCCGCGCCCGCGGCGGAGAGCGCCGAGAAGGCCGACGCCGCCGCGGCGGCGCCCGCGGACGGCCGGGUCCUGGGCCCAAAGCCCGCCCAGCCCGUGGCGCAGAGCCCGGAGGAGGGCGAGGACGGACGCCAAGAAGGAGGCGGAAGUGCCCGAGCCGACCGAGGAGAUCUUGACCAACCCGUGCCGUGUGCUAAAGGCGCAGAUGCAGCACAUCUCCUUCCCGAGGGAGAUCGACGGCCAGCCCGUCCGGUACGCGCCGCUGCUCGGGAGCAGGCGCCGCGGCUUCCUGCUGCUGAGCGACAGCAGGCCCGAGGAGCCCAACGCGGCGUCGCCGUCGACGUCGACGUGGGCGACGACGACGGCGCGGCGGCAGCGUCGAGCGGUCAGAUGGGCGAUUGGGGGACCGACCAGUCCGUGUCCCUGUCGCGCUGGCUCCUAGGAAAGAUGCUUGUCCGGCGGCGCCUCCGCCGCUUCUCUGCGUUCACCGAGCCGCUCACUCACAUGACGAGACGAGACCGCACGCUCCGACCCAAGGUGGAGCGGGCCAUCGAGCUGCUGCCCCACGACCUGGCCGUCGGGCGGUACCGCCGCAUGAUGCGCGCCUUCGAGAUGAACGCGAAGAAGAACCACCUGCCCCUGGAGCGUCCCGAGAGCCGCCUGCCCGCCGGCCAGCCGGAGCGUCCGGUGCUCAGCCUGUCGUGCUCCCGGGGCUGCCUCGAGGGCCCCCCGGAGCAGAACUACGAUCCGAUGGUCCCGUACAUGGCGCCCUUCAUCGAGGAGGCGAAGUUCCAGAUGCAGGAAGAGCAGGCCGAACGCGAAUUUGUCAUUAAGCCGGCCAGCUUCUUCACCGCAGUGCCAGCGUGGACCCUCGAGGACCGCCGUCUUUACAGCGGCCCGACCACGGGUUUCGACGAGGAGCAGGAGGAGGGAGGGGAAGGACUGGACUGGAGCAAUCGCGAAGCGAUGGGAAACGUCACGCUGACCUUCUCCGAGCCCGCGGCGAAAAGGCAGGAACGUAAUAACCUGAAGUGUAUGCACAGCUUGCUGAAGGGCAGCACUGCGCAGCAACUCCAGAGGAAGAACCAGCUUUUGGUACUCCGCCUCGCCCCUGCAGUCACAAAUAGCGUGAAGACCGCGGGCGCGAACAGGUACACCCAGGAGGAGGACGGCGACGCGCCGCCGCCCAUCGUGGUGUGCAACACCUUCAUCUCGGUGCAGUGGCGGGAGCGCCCGCAGGAGCCGGGCGGAGGGCAGGCCCCGCUCGCCGCGCCGGCGGCGCGCCCGCAGCCGGGCCUGCCGCGGCGCGUGGCCUCGACGCCGGCGCAGCUGCACGAGGCCGGCGCCGCGCCGGCGGGGGAGGCCGAGGCCGCGCCGGGCCUGCCGAGCCUGGGCUCGGCGCUGCACCUGGCGGGGGGCUGCCGUCCGUGCGCCUUCUUCGCGCAGGGCGCGUGCAAGAGCGGGGCGCUCUGCAGGUAUUGCCACCUGUGCGAGGCGGGGGAGAAGAAGCGGAGGUGCAGGGAGUGGAAGGACCCCGAGAAGAAGCGGGCGUCCAUGCAGGGGGGCGUGCGGCUCGAAGCCGCGUGCCCCGCCUCGCCGCAGGGCGCCAAGGGGCCCGCGUCGCCCGCCUGGCGGCCGCAACGGGCCGCGGGCGCGGACGGCGGUGGGCCCGCGUGCGCACCGGGCGAGGAGGCAGGGGGCUGGUGGGGCUCGCCGAGGACCUCGAGCGGGGGCGGCACGCCCACGGCGAGGUGGGCCGACAUGUGCAGCGCGGACUGA